Messenger RNA from Harmonia axyridis, 2396 nucleotides. It is a transcript of the gene Zw10, whose product is annotated as centromere/kinetochore protein zw10 homolog. Bases 104 to 2206 code for a protein of 700 amino acids. Gene Ontology annotation, cellular component: RZZ complex. The transcript has a single exon. The record is from RefSeq and is a predicted model, not a curated record. NCBI's taxonomy places the organism in Eukaryota, Metazoa, Arthropoda, Insecta, Coleoptera, Coccinellidae. Gene Ontology annotation, biological process: endoplasmic reticulum to Golgi vesicle-mediated transport; mitotic spindle assembly checkpoint signaling.
UACUUCAACCUAGAAAUUUGUGAAUUUCUUCUGUUUUCGUCAAUGGUAUUUUCAUCAUAAUUUCUUCGAAGUUGUAGUAGUAAUAGUUGGAACAUUUGAUAAUAUGAACUUCAUAAGUAGCUUACUUCCUUCAAAAGAAAUUUAUGAAUUUGAUGAUCUGAACAACGAAAUAGCCAAAGUUGAAGAAGAGCUUGGCAAAUGCUCUGAGGAAAUUUCAUUAUUCUUCGACAAUGUACAACGAGAUAUAGAGGAACAAUGUGAACGAAACGAAAGUCAUAUAAAUCAUACUAAUGAAAUUAAAACCGAACUUCUGAAAUCGGAAAAAACACUCACUGAUAUUCUUCAUGCAGAUUUAAAAACUGCAAAAGAAAAUUUUGAUUCUUUAGUUGAUGAAGUGAAUGAAAUAACAUCAUCCAUAUCUUUCGUUCAUAUAGUGUGUGAAAUUCAUGAAAGAUUGGAAAUGCUGAAAGAAUUUUGUAGUCAUUCUACAGAUUACUUGCAAAUAGUUGAAGUAAUCAACGUUCUAUAUAUGCUUGAUAAUACUUUACCACGUUCACCCAUAAUUCCUUUCAUCGUCAAUCUAAGAGAUAUCAUUAACAAAGAAAUUGGUAAUGCAAACUCUUUGCUCACUAAAGAAUUCCAUAGAAAUUGUAACUUCAUAAAAGAAACAAAUACUUACAUGAUGAGAGUACCUAGUGAAAAUCUAAAAAUAUUACACUCUAUUUUGGCUGCUCUUUAUAAGAAUGAAGCUACCCGGGAAUUGUUAACAACAUUACCAAACCUAAUUUGGGAAAAUUUACUUUCACCUAUGAUUGAAUAUUGGUGUGAAAUUUCAGAACUUCAAAAGAAGGAAUUUUUAUGCAUACAAGUGAUCAUCAGGAAAAAUAAAGAAAAUAAAUAUGAGGAAGUGUAUAAGAAAAUAUCUACAUUGGUAGACUAUUUAACAAAAUAUUUUGAAUGUGAAAUUGAUCAUGAUUUGAAGUUAUUGUAUUUUAUUGGGGUUCUUUUGAGAGAACAGUUGUCAAAAGCAAUAUUGCAAAACUGCAUUUUGAAAGAAAUUCCAAAAGACUGGAAAGAUAUACCCCAAUUUAAAGCAAAUUUAAUAAUGUCCACGGAGAAAUUAGAAAAGAAGUUGAAUCCUCAUGGUUUCAUAGACGGACACUGGGACUGGGUGGAUGGAAUAGAACAGUUUUAUGCAGAAAAAAAAUGUAAAUACUACAGUGACAAGGCGAAAGAACUUAUGAAGAAAGAUUUACAUAAUAUGAUUGAAGUUGGUACACCAUAUGAUUCAAAAAAAUCAUUACUAGAAACAGAUGAAGUCUUAUGUUGUUCAAUAUCAUCGUAUAUUCCGGAUUUAAUAAAAUUAGGAAAUGAGUUGAUAAAUGAAAUAUCUGAAGGACCUGCUGAAAACUGUGGAGUUUUAUUUAAUACAUAUAAGGGUAUUUUCUUCAAUUAUGGUGAUUUUGUAGCAAGCUACCACCAAAAAUUAUUAGAAACCAUUCCUCAACAAGUUGCUCUAUUCUAUAACAAUUGUAUUUACUUGUAUAAACAACUCCAGAAGUGGGAUGAAACAUUUGAAAAUCACGAUGUUAUAAAUGAAUUUCAUGAUGAUUCCUGCAAAGCAUUCUAUCAAGUGGAAGAAGUUGGAAGAAUUUUUUUCGAUAGCUUUGUUAGAGAACAGAAGGAACAAAUCCAAAUAAUUUUGAAGGGAACAAAUCUUCAAUCGAAAAAAACAUUAGAAAAUUUGGAGGAAAAUACAGAAAAACUGUUCAGGCAAUGCUUACGACAGCAAGAACUUUUAAAAACUGUUUGGAGCAAGGUUUUAUCUUAUCCUAUUUAUAAUCGAACAAUUGGAGAUAUUUUGAACACAAUGUGUAAUUUUCUUAUAAACUCUCUUGUAGUUCUUGAAGAUAUUGGUGCUGUGGUUGCAGAAAAUUUGAUAGAAUUAUUCAAAAUUGUUCUCAACAGAGGUGUUAAAUUGUUCACUGAUCCUAAUGAAGUGUUUUUAUAUGUCCCACAAUGGCAUAAGUUCAAUGAAUUAAUAUUUGUUCUUGGAGCUUCAUUAUUAGAUAUCAGCGAUAGAUGGGCCGAUGGAAAGGGUCCUCUGGCAUUACAGUUCACUCCUUAUGAAUUGAAACAAUUAAUAAGGGCUUUGUUCCAAAAUAGUGAUAGAAGAGAUGCAGUUCUUUCCAGGAUACACGAAUGAGUGAGCUUUUUCGUAAGGCUCUAAUAGUAAAUAUUUCAUUUGUUUUCAGAAGAUACAUCUGAAAGGUCUAUUAUUCUACCACAGACUGUGGAAGUUAUCUGUGAUUUAUAUUCUAUAGUUUUAAUAAGAAAUUAAAUUUAAAACUUGUGGUGGUUUUAAUUAAUUUUAUUUUAAUAAAUUAUUAUUCUUA